Messenger RNA from Manis pentadactyla (Chinese pangolin), 9844 nucleotides. It is a transcript of the gene SORCS3, whose product is annotated as sortilin related VPS10 domain containing receptor 3. Gene Ontology annotation, cellular component: postsynaptic density membrane. Gene Ontology annotation, molecular function: protein binding. The transcript has 27 exons. The coding region runs from base 663 to 4331 and encodes 1222 amino acids. Lineage: Eukaryota; Metazoa; Chordata; Mammalia; Pholidota; Manidae. The record is from RefSeq and is a predicted model, not a curated record.
CUGCGCGCUGCUUCCCCGCGCGAAGCUCUGGUGUCUCCUCCUUGACUCCUGAGCCCAAACAGUUGGCGCUGAAAACACUUUCCUCCUCUUCCUCCUUGCGCGCGAGCCCUCCCACCCUCCCCGCGUGCCGCCUCCCGCCUCCCGCAGCAGGCCGGGAGAGUGACCCCCCCAAACGCGGCGAGAAGCGGCUCCCAACUAUUAGGCGGGAGCAGUUUGGAGGCUGGAUAUCGGAGAAUCUCUAGAUUGGGGUCCGCCGCCAGCCCCUCCUCGUGGAUCCAGCUUCAUUUUCAUAUUUAAAGAGGAUUUUCUCAUUACCUUUGAUUACUACAUUUUACGAAAUUUCUGGAGGAGCUCGGUGGGAAAGACUUUGGGGUAUCAUAUUUUAAGAAAAAAAACCAUUGAAGGGACAUUUAUUAAUUUUUCUUGGGUUUUGGAAUCACCCUCUGGACGAGAGAGCGAGCGAUCGAGAGCGAGGAGGGAAGAGCGGAGAGGACCCGCGAGGCGCGCCAGCCGGAGCCCCCUCCUUCCCGGCCGCCCCCUCCCCGCUCCCCCAGCACACACUCGCUCGCCUGCUCGCCGGCGCGCGCACACCCCCCGCGCCGGACCCGCACCUCGGCGGGCGCCACACACUCGGCAGCCCGAGCCUCGGUAGCCGCAGCGGGAUGGAGGCGGCGCGCACCGAGCGCCCUGCAGGCUGGCCCGGGGCGCCCCUCGCCCGGACGGGGCUCCUGCUUCUGUCGACGUGGGUCCUGGCUGGCGCCGAGAUCACUUGGGGCGCGACGGGUGGUCGUGGGCGCCCCGCGGCCCCGGCUUCGCGGCCGACGGCUCUGCCUCCUCUUAUGCCGCGGUCGUUGGCAAGCCAGUGGCCGGAGGAGCCGGGGAUGGCGCGGAGGGGCGCCGCGCUGGGGCACCGGUCCGGACCCGACCCUCUGCCCCAGCCAGGCGGUGGUAGAGGCGAAAAGAAGCAAGGAGAAGCCGCGGGGCCAUCGCCCGCAGGCGCUCGGUGGGAACAGGACAUCCUUGCUCCUGGCAAGUCAGGCGGCGCGAGGAGGAGUCGCCGGGCGCAGCCCCCGAGUGCCCUGGAACGCGGGAACAGCUGGGCCACUGCCUUGGGCGAUGGUUCCAGAGGAAACCGCCAUGUGGCCAAAGGUCUCCGGGAGGAGGUGAAGGCGCCGCGGGCCGGGGGGGCGGCGGCCGAAGAGCUCCGGCUGCCCAGCACCUCGUUCGCGCUGACCGGGGACUCGGCCCACAACCAAGCCAUGGUGCACUGGUCGGGACACAACAGCAGCGUCAUACUUAUCCUGACGAAGCUCUAUGACUUCAACCUGGGGAGCGUGACAGAGAGUUCCUUGUGGAGAUCAACGGAUUAUGGCACCACCUAUGAAAAGCUGAAUGACAAAGUAGGUCUGAAGACUGUCCUCAGUUACCUCUACGUAAACCCCACCAAUAAAAGGAAGAUCAUGCUUCUUAGUGAUCCUGAAAUGGAGAGUAGCAUAUUGAUCAGCUCAGAUGAAGGGGCAACUUAUCAGAAGUACCGGCUCACUUUCUACAUCCAGAGCCUGCUCUUUCAUCCCAAGCAAGAAGACUGGGUGCUAGCCUACAGUCUGGAUCAAAAGCUCUACAGCUCCAUGGACUUUGGGAGACGGUGGCAACUCAUGCAUGAACGCAUCACACCCAACAGGUUUUACUGGUCAGUGGCUGGACUGGAUAAGGAGGCAGACCUGGUGCACAUGGAGGUGCGGACCACGGAUGGAUAUGCUCACUACCUCACCUGCAGGAUCCAGGAAUGUGCUGAGACGACUCGGAGUGGGCCUUUUGCCCGUUCCAUUGACAUCAGUUCCCUGGUUGUCCAGGAUGAAUACAUCUUCAUUCAGGUAACAACUGGGGGCAGAGCCAGCUACUACGUGUCCUAUCGAAGAGAGGCCUUCACUCAGAUAAAGCUGCCCAAGUACUCGCUGCCGAAGGACAUGCAUAUCAUCAGUACUGAUGAGAACCAAGUGUUUGCAGCCGUCCAAGAAUGGAACCAGAAUGACACCUACAACCUUUACAUCUCGGACACACGUGGGAUCUACUUCACUCUGGCCAUGGAAAACAUUAAGAGUACCCGAGGUCUAAUGGGAAACAUCAUUAUUGAAUUGUAUGAGGUAGCAGGUAUCAAAGGGAUAUUCCUGGCAAACAAGAAGGUGGAUGACCAAGUGAAGACAUACAUCACUUACAACAAGGGCAGGGAUUGGCGCCUACUGCAAGCUCCAGAUAUGGACCUGAGAGGAAGCCCGGCACACUGCCUGCUGCCCUUUUGCUCCUUACACCUGCACUUACAGCUCUCUGAAAACCCGUAUUCCUCAGGAAGAAUAUCUAGCAAGGCAACAGCCCCAGGACUUGUGGUGGCUACAGGCAACAUUGGCCCGGAGCUCUCAUAUACUGAUAUUGGUGUGUUCAUCUCUUCUGAUGGGGGCAACACCUGGAGACAGAUCUUUGAUGAAGAGUACAAUGUCUGGUUCCUAGACUGGGGUGGCGCCCUCGUGGCCAUGAAACACACACCUCUGCCAGUCAGGCAUUUGUGGGUGAGUUUUGACGAGGGCCACUCCUGGGACCAGUACGGUUUCACGUCGGUUCCUCUCUUUGUUGACGGGGCUCUUGUGGAGGCAGGAGUGGAGACCCAGAUCAUGACAGUUUUUGGCCACUUCAGUCUCCGCUCUGAAUGGCAGUUGGUGAAAGUGGACUACAGAUCUAUCUUCAGCAGGCGCUGCACCAAGGAGGACUACCAGACCUGGCACCUGCUCAAUCAGGGGGAGCCAUGUGUCAUGGGCGAAAGGAAAAUAUUCAAAAAACGCAGACCAGGAGCUCAAUGUGCCUUGGGCCGAGACUCCUCGGGGACGGUGGUGUCAGAACCCUGCGUCUGUGCUGACUGGGACUUCGAGUGUGACUAUGGCUACGAGAGACAUGGAGACAGCCAGUGUGUCCCAGCUUUCUGGUAUAAUCCAGCAUCCCCGUCAAAAGACUGCAGCCUUGGUCAAAGCUACCUUAACAGCACUGGGUACCGGCGGAUUGUGUCCAACAACUGCACAGACGGGCUGAGGGAGAAGUACACUGCCAAGGCCCAGAUGUGCCCUGGCAAAGCUCCCCGGGGCCUCCACGUGCUGACGACCGACGGACGCCUGGUGGCAGAGCAGGGGCACAACGCGACCUUCAUCGUUCUCAUGGAGGAGGGUGAUCUCCAAAGGACAAACAUCCAGCUUGACUUUGGGGAUGGGAUCGCGGUGUCCUAUGCUAACUUCAGCCCCAUCGAGGAUGGCAUCAAGCACGUGUACAAGAGUGCAGGGAUCUUCCAGGUGACAGCCUAUGCAGAGAACAGCCUGGGCUCAGACACAGCCGUCCUCUUCCUGCAUGUGGUUUGUCCUGUGGAACAUGUUCAUCUCCGAGUUCCAUUUGUCGCCAUAAGAAAUAAGGAGGUCAACAUCAGUGCGGUUGUGUGGCCCAGUCAACUGGGGACCCUUACGUAUUUCUGGUGGUUCGGCAACAGCACGAAGCCCCUCAUCACCUUGGAUAGCAGCAUUUCCUUUACAUUCCUUGCGGAGGGAACCAACACCAUCACUGUCCAGGUGGCUGCUGGGAAUGCCCUCAUCCAGGACACUAAAGAUAUCGCAGUUCAUGAGUACUUCCAGUCCCAGCUCUUGUCAUUCUCUCCUAAUCUGGAUUACCACAACCCUGACAUUCCUGAGUGGAGGCACGAUAUUGGCAAUGUCAUCAAGCGUGCUCUGGUUAAAGUAACCAGUGUCCCGGAAGACCAGAUCCUAGUUGCUGUGUUCCCUGGCCUGCCUACUUCAGCAGAGCUCUUCAUCUUGCCCCCCAGGAACUUGACGGAGAGGAGGAAAGGCAAUGAAGGGGACCUGGAACAAAUUGUAGAGAUCCUAUUUAAUGCUCUAAACCAAAACUUGGUCCAGUUUGAGUUGAAGCCGGGGGUUCAAGUCAUCGUGUAUGUCACUCAGCUGACACUGGCUCCCCUGGUGGACUCCAGCGCUGGGCACAGCAGCUCAGCCAUGCUUAUGCUCUUGUCUGUGGUAUUUGUUGGCCUGGCUGUGUUUUUGAUCUACAAGUUUAAAAGGAAAAUCCCUUGGAUUAACAUCUAUGCUCAAGUCCAACACGACAAGGAGCAGGAGAUGAUUGGGUCAGUGAGCCAAAGUGAAAAUGCCCCCAAAAUCACACUCAGUGACUUCACCGAGCCUGAGGAACUGCUGGACAAAGAGCUGGACACCCGGGUCAUAGGAGGCAUUGCCACUAUUGCCAACAGCGAAAGCACAAAGGAGAUUCCUAACUGCACUAGUGUUUAAUCCCGACCGGCCACGUGGUCAACCAUCUUUUUGACUUUUUAUUUUUGAUGAUUACUAUUACUGUUACUACGGAAAAAUGAAAAUGUCUUUUUUACCUUUGUUUACCAAGGGCCCCUUCAUAAAUAGCAGGCAGAUGCUUAACUUUGGGAGACAAAGGCUUUCUUGGCUGAUUAAAAUGAAACAAAAAGAAUAGAUGGCUGUAUUUGUGCUAAGGGCAAAUGAUGCAUCUUCCCAUGGCCUUCUUGCUUUAUUCUGCCAUCAGUAGUGCAAGGACUCUCCUUUUCCUUGUGGUCUCUCUUUUUAAGUUGGGUUGGCUUUUAAGUAACCUCCCAUCCCCCCAAAAUCAAUAACAACCCCCAGUCCCAGCACACACACCUGAUACACAAACCAUUUCCCAGUUAAAUCUGCAGCAGGUGGGUUGGUGGGGAUUGAACGUAGCUGGAGAAAGCGUGCACACCUUUAGGAGAGAGGUCCUGCCUCGUGCAUGUCAAUAGCGAGGCUACAGAUGGCUUAUUGUAAAUAAUUACAAUGUAAAUAGCUUUUUAUUUCCUGAGAAAUAAUUUAAUGUUUAGUAAAAAAGAAAACAGAAAAAAGAAAGAUGCGUGUGUUGGCUUCUGCACUCACCGUCAGAGCUGACCGACCCCCAGGCCUGCUUGGCUUGGGUUCUAGAUGCUCUCCAGUUGUCUGUCACACUUAACUCUUGCAUCUCUGUGUCCAUGCCAUAGCUGGUUUCUACUUAUGUAUAUAAAGGGGGAUGGUGGGAGGGCUUCUUUGGGACAGUUAGAAAAGGAAGGACUCUAGUGACAUCAUAGAACGUCGGGUCUUUUUGUUCCAUCCUGGAAGAAGUUGUAAGAUGAAGCCCACUAGAGACUUCAAACCCAGAUGGGGAAACAAGGCCUCUCCUUCAAAAGGAGAAAAGUGGAGGAUAUUUACUAGACUGAGAGAAUGGUUUUCUCUAAAGAAGCCAGGCGAUGGAUCUGAAAAUGAAAAUUAUUCUGUUUUCCGGUUGGAUUCCGUAGAAAUGUAUAAUGCUUAUGGAGAAUUCUUGGGCUAUUCUUGGAUCAGAGAAGUUACUUAGGCACUAGGUUAAGCCUAGUGAGUGCCUCUUGGCAUGGGAGGGGUCAGAGAGGUUGGGAAGGAGGGGGCAUUUGUGGACUCCUGAGUCCAUACAAGCCAUGCAGGCCGAACAGGGCUUUCUUAGCUGAUUAAAAUGAGACAAAGAGAAUAGAUGGCUGUAUUUGUGCUAAGGGCAAAGAAUGCAUCUUCCCAUGGCCUAGCCUUUAAUGAUAUUAGUCAAAGAAGAUUCUAGCAAAGCUGUGCUAUUUGUUUGUCAGAUGUACACAACUUCCUUAAAGUGAAAUGUCUGCCUUCAGUUCCCUUAAGAUAGUUCUUACCUCUGCGGCGAGUGGCUUUCAAAGCCAGAAUUCUGUGUUCCAGCAUCCCAGACCCUUCACCCAUAUAUAUUACACACAUCACCUCUUUUCAGUAGGUUCACUUUAAGCCAUGCUAUAAGCAUUGCUUUAUUUUUGGGCUUAGCCUGAGCACACCUAUUUUAAAAAAUGAUAUACUGUAUAUAUAUAUGGGAGGAAAGACUGAAUUUUGUACCUGUUCAUUUUUGUGGGUUAUUGUUAGCAUUCUUCUCUCUGAGACACUGAGAGAAUGUGACCUAGAGAAAUCUGGCUACAGCAUAGAUCAGGGUUAGGAGUAUUUCUAAAGAUACCACUUUUUUGUUUAAGGGUUAAAUGGGGCAGACAAUGGCAAUACUUGUACUAAACACUGGAAUACAAAUGCAUGAGUCAUAUCUAUAUAUACAGUAUAUGUACAUAUACUGUUCUUGAUUUUAUUGUUCCAUUUGAAUAUUUCUACUGUAAAAAAAAAAGACAGUGGUUUUGAAAUUGUUGAAAAUAAAUGUAUUUUUGUACAUCAAAGUGACAUACCUGGCUGAGAUUUCUGUCUUUGGGCAGUUUUCUUUAUCUAUUGUAUCAAGUCAGCUGUUACUGCAAUAAUGUUACAUGGCCAAAAAGAUUCAAAUAGCUUAUAACACCAGAUAUUUAUAGUUUGUUUAAGAGUCUUCAGGCUGGCUGUGUUUUGGCUGAGCUCAGCUGGGACAGACCUGGCUCUCCUGGGCUAGUUUGCACGUAGGCUUCAGUUGGCUGGUUCCGGUCUGCUCCAUGAGUUGUCAUCAUUCUGAGCCCAGCAGCUACCCAGUAUUUUUCAUGGUGAAUUACAGAGCUCCCAACAAGGCCAGCAGAAUACUCUGUGCCUCUAAGGUCUUGGCUCAGAGUGAUUACUUUACCAUCACCUACAUUGCAUUGACUGUGGAAAACAACACGGCCACAUCCAACAUCAGUGGGCUAGAGAAAUAGACUCUCCCUAUUCUGGUGCAAGGCAAUACUCAGUGAGGGGACAAAAGAUGUGGGUAUCAACCCAUUCCAGUGAGGGUGUGAAGAAUUAAGAACAAAAGUUCAAUUUACUAUACCUCUUCAUUCUCUGUGACCCCAUGAGGGGCUUUCAUUAAAUGGCCCAUUUGAAUCAAUAUCUCCAAGGUUCCCAUCCCAAGGUCUGUGGCCAGGACUUCUGAGCACAAGUCUUGGUAACAACCUCAAGGCCUGUGAGUGUGACGUCAGCUCCCAGUGAGCGGUAGACGUAGAACUCCAACUCAGGUCUUGAAGAUUUCAUCAGAAGAAAUGAAAAGAGGAGAGGAGACUAAGGCAUAUGUCCUUUUUUGUUUUUAAACUUUUUCAUGUUGUUUUAUCAAAACAGCAGCAAUCCUCAUUCUCUUGCCCACUGCUGAGUGAGGAAUUUGGAAGGAUCAGUGAGUGGUUCUUUUCCACAUGAGGUAAUAAAGAAAUGUGAACUAAGUACCUAGAAUAAGGGCUGCACCUGGGAUAUUUUAAUUAUUUUAGCAUUCAAAAUAUGUGACAAAUGUCCAUGGAUCCCAGAAACGAAGAAACCAGAAAGUUUUGGUCAAUGAUUUGCUUCCAUAUUUUGGAUACUAGCUGACUGUCUGGAAUCUUAUUUCCUGAACUAAAAUUGAAGAUGUAAGAUUUAACAGGUGGUUUUCUUUUGAUUUGUGGGCAUAUUUAAAGUUUUGUGUGAUUCUUGGUAUGAAUUUUCCCUUGAGUUAUACUCUCCUUUAAAACAAUUUACUAUAUAUAUGUACCUUCUUACAAUAUAUACAAUAUAUAUGUACCUCACAGUGAGAUCUAAAAGAAGUAGUGUGGGUGUUUUGGUCUAAGUAGUGGUUCAUAACACAAAGUGCCUGCACAGCUUUAAGGGAUUUGUAAUGGUUUUGCACUUCCCAAAUAAAGUAAAGUGUUUCAUCUCCUCAUCCCAAGUCAAAGGUAAAUUUUUCUAAUGCACUGGGUUUUGCUUUCCAAUAGGAUCUAAGUUCUUCCCAUGUUAAUUUCAUGUCUGCGUUGAUAAAAUUGCUCCACCAGGUUAAAAAGGAUGAAAGUGAGUUAAAAUGGUAGAACAGUACAUAUCAAUUGGUUUAUUUGGGUUAAGCCAUGCUAUGAAUAUAAUUUCAGUAUCCACCACCAGCAUAGGUUUGUCAGAUUCCACACGACUAGACAGGCAAAGGCAGAUGGCAGAGAGUGUGACUGGCUGUGUAGCCACGUCUGUGCAGGGUUUCUCACCAGUGGUUGAGGAUACUAUUUGCAUCACAACUGUCUUCUCUAAGGCAAUUCUAGACCUGCUAAGUAAGCCUGCAGAAGCAUUCUGGGGCAGGAGCCUAGCUACCAGCACUGUAAGCAGAUUCUCUGAGGAUUCUCCCAUGCACUGCAGUUUGAGAUAGCUGCUCUAUCUGCCACUAAAAUAGUUCUGGGAGAGUUUCACUGGGUAUAAGUCACUUCCCCUCACUCCUGUUACCAUGAUAUAAGGCACCUUAAUCUAGAGAAGGGAGAACAGCUUCCAAAUCUGCUCAUUUCCUCCUGGCAACAGCUGCAACUCUAAAAGAGGCACCCAACUGAGUUAUCUGGAACAAAGACACACUACGAGUCAAGGUAGUGAUGCAUUAUGCCUUGGAAAGACUAUUAAGCCAGGAAUUAGGAGAUGUCUAACUUUCAGCAAGUCAUUCUGGACCACGAUUUCCUUAUUUAUGAAAGGAGAACACUUCAUGGCCAGGCUCACUGGCUAGUUUUGAUUUCCAGAGGCAUGAAAAGCACAUUGCCAUUUGCAAAAUUCUUGAGAGAUAAGUAGGAUGGGCAGUACUUAAGAGAACUCUCUUCUUCCAUAGAGGGAUAAACUGAGACUCAGAGAGGAAAGUGCCUUCCUUAAGGUCACACAGCAAAUUAGUGCAGGGCUAAAGACAGAAUCUAUGUCUUCUUUAUAACAGGACAGUGCUCUUGCCACCAACCACUUCUCUAAUGAAUGCAAAACUGAUUGAACUUCACACUGAGAGUCAGUACAGAGGUGGAUGGUCAUGCCAAUAUGCUCUCAUAUUUACAAUGUCCAGGAUGGUUUAGGAUCUAACUUCCCAAGUGUGUUUAUAAUUCAGUGGCUCACAACCAUCCACAUGCCAUUGCCCUGCUGACCAACUUGUUUAGCAACCCAUAGCUUGAUGCCCUUGUGUCCCUCAUUGGAUUGAAAUGAGACAGACAGCUGCCAGGCCCAGGCUGCACAUGCUGUGCUGCUUGCCUUUUAAAGUGGUUGGUCUGGUUCAGAGGGAAGAAGGCCAGAGAGCAAACACAGGCAGUGGGAAUGCCUCAUCCUGACACACACCCCAGAUCCUGCCAAAUUUGCUUGUCUGCUCCAACAGGACUGCCAAGGGGACCAGACAUAUGCCCCACAAUUACCUCUGAAAGUGCUACCAAAUCUUGAUGUCCCUUAAACUUACUUAAUUACCAUUAACUUUACAGUAGCAGAGUACCCUUAAAAUGUUCUUUGACUCUGUGUUUUCAGACCAUUUGUCAUGAUGAGAUACAGGGUCAUUCAAAGAGGAAUCAAUGGGACAUUGUAUACAAAGAAGGGAGGAGAGCCGCUACUGGAGUGCAAUUUAUUAAGAGACUAAGUCUCAAUAAAACUUGGAUCCAUUACCUUUCAGUUAUCUGAGACCCAAAAGGGUCAAAUGGCAUAAUCAAGGUCCAAUUUCCCUAUCUAUAAAUUGAUGAACUAUCUUGCAGGAUUAGAACCCAGAUCCAAUUAGGUGAUUUGUGUAAACACACACUCAAUAACUAGGGCUUAACAGAUAAUGAAUUUGAGAAGCUCUAGUUCGGUCGUGCUGGAUCAUUUUCCUCCCUGGCCUUAAGUUGUAAAAAUCAUCAAUAGUCUCUCACUCAGGGCUGUACUCCCAGGGAGAGAAGUCAGAAUUACAUGGGGAGACAUGCCAUCUCCCUCGGUGUCUCCUUAGAAGGAAGAGCAUUUUGGUUAAAAUCAACUAUUUACAACCUUGAUCCCCAAAGUCACUGCUUCUUUAACUGGUUUUGUAAAACUAUAUAACUGAUACAAUUUUCUUUGGACCAUAUGAAAGGGACAAAAAAUGGACACCUCUAAUCAAGGCUGCCACAAAUGUC